Messenger RNA from Lottia gigantea (owl limpet), 1311 nucleotides. RefSeq lists its product as hypothetical. The record is from RefSeq and is a predicted model, not a curated record. The annotation marks the transcript as partial. Gene Ontology annotation, cellular component: endoplasmic reticulum. The transcript is spliced from 10 exons. NCBI's taxonomy places the organism in Eukaryota, Metazoa, Mollusca, Gastropoda, Lottiidae. Gene Ontology annotation, biological process: positive regulation of ERAD pathway; response to endoplasmic reticulum stress.
AAUCCGAUUUUACAUGUUAGAGACAGACUGUUUCAUACAUUAUUUUGUAGAAUUGCUAUCACUUACGCAAGAGCUUUUCCCAAACCACUAAGAAGAUUCCUGGAAUUUGCAAUUUUGGUAAAGGCAUUGGUAGUGUUAGGAACGCUGGUCUAUAUUCAUAUAGUGUUUGCUCGAACACCUAUAAACUGCUUACAAAGUGUACAGAAAACCUGGCCGAGGCAUGGUAUAUUGAGAGUAGAAAUUGUAAAUAAUGCAUCUGAUAAUUAUAGUAUUAUUAAUUCGUAUGAGAAGGAAUAUUCAGAUUAUCAGUUUAUAUCUGACAGUGAUCUAGGACCUGAGUUAACUCUAGCAUCUUCUCAAUCGUGGAAUGAAACAGAUUUUGAUAGUGUCACAAGUUCUGAUAGUGGUAAUGAUACUGAAACUGAAAUUAGACUUGAAGACAUAAUAGUAUGGCCAGAAGAGAAAUAUAUUGUAGAAUAUGCCCUUGAAUAUGGUUUUUUACGUUUAUCACCCAAAACUAGAAGGCGUCUAAAUAUAUCAGUUAUGCUGGUUACAUUGGAUCCAUCAAAAGAUGAAUGUUUUGGUGAUGGUUUUAGUCGAUUUUUGUUAGAAGAAUUUCUGGGUUAUGAUGAUAUUUUAAUGUCUAGUAUUAAGCAAUUAGCAGAACAAGAAGAAAAUAAAGGUUUUCUACGAAAUGUUGUAACUGGUGAACACUAUAGGUUUGUUAGCAUGUGGAUGGCGAGAAGUUCCUAUGUAGCUGCUGCAUUUAUUAUGCUAGUUUUUACAAUAUCAGUAUCAACACUACUAAGAUAUUCUCAUCAUCAAAUCUUUCUGUUUAUUGUUGAUUUAUUACAAAUGUUAGAAAUGAAUGCCAGUGUUGCUUUUCCUGCUGCACCAUUGUUAACAGUUAUAUUGGCUUUAGUUGGAAUGGAGGCUAUAAUGUCUGAAUUUUUUAAUGAUACCAGUACAGCAUUCUAUAUCAUUCUUAUUGUUUGGGUAGCUGAUCAGUAUGAUGCUAUAUGUUGCCAUACAUAUAUUAGUAAACGACAUUGGCUUAGAUUUUUCUACUUGUACCAUUUUGCAUUUUAUGCUUAUCAUUAUCGGUUUAAUGGACAGUAUAGUGGUUUGGCUUUAUUCACAUCAUGGUUAUUUAUUCAGCAUUCUAUGAUAUAUUUUUUCCACCAUUAUGAAUUGCCUGCUAUUCUUCAACAAGCUCGUAUACAAGAAAUAAUACAACAAGGUGGAAAUAAUGAACAACCUGGGGGAAACGGCAAUAAUAAUGCCAGUAAUAUGAAUACUAAUUCAGGAAAU